AUGGCCGAUGAAUAUGUCGACUUGAACGCGUAUAAUGGCGCCCCUCUAGUGGCCAUAUGUGUGGUCUUCCUCAGUCUGACUUGGCUGGCCGUGGGGCUGAGGAUAUAUACGAGAGCGAUGGUGAUUAGGAGUCUCCAGGAGGAUGACUGGCUCAUGCUUGUGGCUCAGCUUAUUUUCACACUCUCGUGCAUUUUCAUAUUCAACGGUAUUCAUUCUGGAAUGGGCAAGCAUAAUGCUGCCAUCACAGAUGGCGACGAGCAAGCCACAGCUCUCAUGUGGCAAGCCUUGGCGGCGGCCUCUUAUAUACUCAACAUGAUGUUCAUCAAAAUGAGCAUUGGCAUAUUUCUUCUACGAGUCUCCGCUCGAAAGGUCUACAACUGGAUCAUCUGCAUUAGCUUGGGCGUUGUUAUCGUCUGGAGUCUUGUCACUUUCUUCUACGACAUAUUCCAGUGCAGUCCCAUUCAAAAACAAUGGGAUUUCCGUAUUGAGAGCGGAAAGUGUGUAUCGACAAGCGACCUUGUUUCUGCCGCAUACGCCAUCAGUGUGAUGACAAUCCUAUCGGACUGGUUAUAUGCUCUGCUGCCCAUACCGAUGUUGUGGUCAGUCAAGAUGACCCCUCAAGCCAAAGCAACUGUCAUCAUCAUCCUCGGCCUUGGAAUAUUCGCGAGUGUUGCCACUCUUAUCAGGAUCAGAUAUUUGACGGUGAUGAAGGAUCUCGAUGAUUUGCUGUUUGCGGCAACACAAGUAAUGACAUGGACCGUAAUCGAGCCUGGAGUAGCCAUCAUCGCUGCUAGCCUUGCUACAAUCCGCCCUCUACUCCGCGCGUGGAGAGUGCACGGCUUCGCUUCUACCUUCCGCAGCCGCAGCCGCACAGCGCACAGCACACCCUCUGCCUAUGCGAGGCAGACUACCGAAAAUCGAUCCACGCCUGUCAUCGACCAUAUCUUUGGGCCCGACGACGUUUCUCUAAAAAGUGUCCAGCCCAGCUACGAGACAGUACCUCCUGAGACGUCGAUGAAAAACAUCGGCUUGACUAUUGAGCAAGCCCAAGCUAGCACGGCAACGGUUUCUCUACUGGACGUGGAGCAAGCGAGGAGUCAUGCUAGCCAAGGUCAAGGCCGCGCUCCAUCGCGCAGCGUCAUUACAGAGGCAUCACACAAGACCAACUCGUCUCUAUUCGAUGACCUCAACGGUCUCGAAGCUCAGAGCCAAGAAGGUGGCUACUAAGGGAUCGGGGACUCUGACCAGAGGGGACGUUGGAUUUCCUUUUUGUUACAUUGUUGUUGCAUUUUGAUACCUCCUCUUUUCCUUUUUGUUCAAUGAGUUAUGUUGGGUUCAUGUUUCAUUUGUUUCAUUUGACGGGGUCAGGUUUACGCCACUUUAGCUGCAUUGGACGGGCAGGGACCGGAGUAACAGCGUCACAUGUUGGGCGAGCGGAUAAAAUCUCACAAGGCAGAUUUCAAAGGGUCAUGUUUGAUGGAUGUAUUAUGAAUUGGGUUACGGGAUACGAGUUUUGCAAUGAAUGCUAUUUUGCUAAUGUAUAGUAGAAUGGGGGAUGACACCGCAAGGGUCUGGAAAAAGGAGUGGAAGAAGACUGGAAAUUGAAUGUUGCAUGAUUUUGUAU
Trichoderma atroviride IMI 206040 is the source of this 1624-nucleotide messenger RNA. RefSeq lists its product as uncharacterized. NCBI's taxonomy places the organism in Eukaryota, Fungi, Ascomycota, Sordariomycetes, Hypocreales, Hypocreaceae. The record is from RefSeq and is a predicted model, not a curated record.